CUGGCAAAACAAACACACCUUUCAGUAACCCACGCAGAUUUGAACGUGUUGUUUGCUGGUCCUGCAUUUUCAUCUUCAUUUCAAAUAACUAUGCGUCUUUCUCUAUUUCUUCAAGCAAAUUCCUCUCUGUUUUCUAUCUUCACCUCCAAGCCUGGAACACCUCUCCAUUCUCUUCUCUAAUAGCCUACUUUCUAAGUAAACUCCUCAAUUCAACUACUGCUUAUACGACAUCCCAACCAAAUACACACUCCCCAUAAAUACUCCCUUUUCUCUCUCUUUUGGACUGACCCUUUACACCCUUUUCGGUUUUUAUUUCAGAUUUCUCUCUGGGGCUACAAAACAUGAACCUAUCCAUUUGGUUUUUGCUUCUGCUGCUUGUUUUUGGCUUUAAUGACAGAAUUUAUGCUCAUCAAAGACCACGCACAGAGCGGAUUUCAGGAAGUGCUGGUGAUGUUUUGGAAGAUGAUCCAGUGGGAAGGUUGAAAGUCUAUGUUUACGAGCUUCCAAGCAAAUACAACAAGAAAUUGCUACAGAAAGACCCCAGAUGUAUCACCCAUAUGUUUGCUGCAGAGAUCUUCAAGCAUAGGUUUCUCUUAUCCAGCCCAGUUCGGACCCUUAAUCCUGACGAUGCGGAUUGGUUUUAUACUCCUAUAUACCCCACUUGUGACCUUACACCUACUGGCUUGCCAUUGCCCUUCAAAUCUCCAAGGAUGAUGAGAAGUGCAAUACAGCUUAUCGCCACCAACUGGCCUUACUGGAAUCGCACGGAAGGGGCUGAUCACUUCUUUGUUGUGCCCCAUGACUUUGGAGCCUGCUUUCACUAUCAGGAAGAGAAGGCCAUCGAACGGGGGAUUCUUCAAUUACUCCAGCGUGCUACUUUGGUUCAAACUUUUGGACAGGGGAAUCAUGUGUGCUUGAAAGAAGGUUCAAUUAUAAUUCCUCCAUAUGCUCCCCCUCAAAAGAUGCAGGCCCACCAGCUUCCCCCAGACACUCCACGAUCCAUCUUUGUCUACUUCCGCGGUUUGUUUUAUGAUGUAAAUAAUGAUCCAGAAGGUGGUUAUUAUGCAAGAGGUGCUAGGGCAGCUGUUUGGGAGAAUUUCAAGAACAAUCCUCUCUUUGACAUCUCGACGGAACAUCCAACCACAUAUUAUGAAGAUAUGCAACGAGCUAUAUUCUGCUUGUGCCCCCUCGGUUGGGCACCAUGGAGUCCAAGAUUAGUUGAAGCAGUGGUGUUUGGGUGCAUUCCUGUGAUCAUAGCAGAUGACAUUGUUUUACCCUUUGCAGAUGCUAUCCCAUGGGAGCAAAUAGGAGUGUUUGUGGCAGAAGAAGAUGUCCCAAAGUUGGAUAAAAUCCUAACAUCUAUGCCAACAGAGGUGAUUUUAAGGAAGCAAAGGCUUCUUGCAAAUCCUUCAAUGAAACGAGCAAUGCUAUUCCCACAACCAGCACAGUCAGGAGAUGCUUUUCACCAAAUACUAAAUGGGCUAGCUCGCAAAUUGCCCCAUGACAAGAGGAUUUUCCUGAAGCCUGGUGAAAAGAUUUUGAAUUGGACAGCAGGACCCGCAGGGGACUUGAAACCUUGGUAGGUGAGACUGUUGCUUCGCCAGUGGAAACUAUAUUCUCAUACAUCCACUGUUUCUGCAAAUAGGCCUGAGUUGUAUCGAGAAUUUGAGAUGAGAAAGGUGUUAUAUUCUAUACCAAAAUUUGUAAACCUCUCAUUGAAAUUUUGAUCUUGUAGAGAUGCUUUACCUUUUUAUUCUGUACAUCUGAAUAUUAUAAAGUAGUUGAUGCGCUACCUUCUCAUUA
Hevea brasiliensis (rubber tree) is the source of this 1803-nucleotide messenger RNA. Its product is annotated as probable beta-1,4-xylosyltransferase IRX10. Lineage: Eukaryota; Viridiplantae; Streptophyta; Magnoliopsida; Malpighiales; Euphorbiaceae. The record is from RefSeq and is a predicted model, not a curated record. The coding region runs from base 342 to 1583 and encodes 413 amino acids. The transcript has 4 exons. Gene Ontology annotation, molecular function: glycosyltransferase activity. Gene Ontology annotation, biological process: glucuronoxylan biosynthetic process; plant-type secondary cell wall biogenesis.